UAGAGACGGGGAUAAUUGUACCCGAUUGGUUGGUUCAAAAAUCUCCAACGAACUUUCUCCAUAUUUCUUCAAACGAGCCGUUAAAAGUGUGUAAAAAUUAACAAAACUCGUGUGCUUUGAAUAAAAUAUCGUGUUUGUGGUCGUGUAGGCAUUGCAAUUUGACGUUAUAAACGUCAUUUUAAGUGGAAAGUUUGGUUAUAUUGGGGCAAUGUCGAAACAGGGGGCCAACAUGGAUGACUUCCUCAAGAUCGAAAAAAUUGGUGAAGGCACUUACGGUGUGGUGUACAAGGGCAAAAACAAGAAGACGGGUCAGCUAGUCGCAAUGAAAAAAAUCCGACUGCAACCCGAAGACGAAGGUGUGCCUUCCACAGCCAUUCGCGAAAUCUCCCUCCUGAAGGAGCUCACACACCCCAAUAUAGUCUCCCUGGAAGACGUGAUGAUGGAAGAGAAUCGUCUUUACCUAAUUUUUGAAUUUUUGUCAAUGGACUUAAAGAAGUACCUCGACACCAUCCCACAGGGCUCCUACAUGGACCCCCAACUCGUCAAAAGCUACCUCUACCAAAUCAACGAAGCCAUUCUCUUCUGCCACCAAAGACGAGUCCUUCAUCGCGACCUUAAGCCCCAAAAUCUGCUCAUCAACUCCGAAGGGGCUAUCAAAGUGGCCGAUUUUGGACUAGGGCGCGCCUUUGGGGUCCCGGUUCGCGUUUACACGCACGAAGUUGUCACUUUGUGGUACCGCGCCCCCGAGGUGCUCCUCGGCUCUGCACGUUACUCGUGCCCUAUUGAUAUUUGGUCUCUGGGCUGCAUUUUCGCCGAAAUGGCCAACAAAAAAGCCCUUUUCCAAGGCGACUCCGAAAUCGACCAACUUUUCCGCAUUUUUCGGGUUUUGAAAACACCAAGCGACGAAAUCUGGCCAGGGGUGUCCACAUUACCUGAAUAUAAGGUUACGUUCCCUAAUUGGAAAUCAUGUACUUUGGAAAGUCAGGUAAAAAAUAUGACUAGCGACGCUAUAGAUUUGUUGAAACAAAUGCUGAUUUAUGACCCGGCCAAGAGGAUUUCGGCCAAAAAAAUCGCUUUACAUCCGUAUUUGCAAAAGGUUGAUACGUCAAUAAAGCCGAUCCUUAAAUAAGCGGUUAGGUUUAGGUUUAUCGUGUUUAGUAUGACUAUUUUCUAAAUAUAUUUGUUUAAAAAAUCUU
Molecule: messenger RNA, 1196 nt
Organism: Tribolium castaneum (red flour beetle)
Lineage: Eukaryota; Metazoa; Arthropoda; Insecta; Coleoptera; Tenebrionidae
Gene: Cdk1
Product: Cyclin-dependent kinase 1
Exons: 2
Coding region: 209-1129 (306 amino acids)
Biological process (GO): protein phosphorylation; G2/M transition of mitotic cell cycle; mitotic G2 DNA damage checkpoint signaling
Cellular component (GO): nucleus
Molecular function (GO): cyclin-dependent protein serine/threonine kinase activity; ATP binding
Source: RefSeq, a predicted model, not a curated record